This is a messenger RNA of Musa acuminata subsp. malaccensis (wild Malaysian banana), 1092 nucleotides long. RefSeq names its product transcription factor MYB20-like. The record is from RefSeq and is a predicted model, not a curated record. NCBI's taxonomy places the organism in Eukaryota, Viridiplantae, Streptophyta, Magnoliopsida, Zingiberales, Musaceae.
UAGGUAGCCAUGCAUUUCUGGGUCUCUCAGUUUCUUAAAGCUCGGAAGCAGAGAAGAAAGAAUGGGGAGGAAGCCAUGUUGUGAGAAGGUGGGGAUGAAGAAGGGGCCAUGGACUGCUGAGGAGGACAAGAAGCUGAUCAACUUCAUGCUUACAAAUUGCCACUGCUCAUGGAGAGCUGUUCCAAAGUUUGCAGGCCUUCUGAGGUGUGGGAAGAGCUGCAGGCUACGAUGGAUCAACUAUCUGAGACCUGAUCUGAAGAGAGGCUUGUUAUCUGAGUCUGAGGAAAAGCUGGUCAUUGACCUCCAUGCCCAACUUGGAAACAGGUGGUCCAAGAUAGCUUCUCAUCUUCCUGGAAGAACAGACAAUGAGAUAAAAAACUACUGGAACACCCACAUCAAAAAGAAGCUGAGGAAGAUGGGAGUUGACCCCCUUACCCACAAGCCCAUUGGUACCACCAGCGAAUGCCAUGAUCAAGCACUGCCACUGCAGCAGACAGUUGACGUAGCUGAAGGAUACUGGGAAGUGGAAGAAGAAGAGGAAGAAGAAAAGACCAUGACAAGCUCAACCGAGUACGUCACGGAGAUUGAUGCUUCUCUGCAGACAUCGCCUGGUUUCUGCAUUGAGGAAGUGCCUAUGAUGCAACCCCAUGAAAUAGUGAUUCCAGAGGCAUCCACCGACGACACCUCUUCCAGCUCUUCUUCUGGUCGUUCGCCGAAGACUGAUGAACUUCGGCUUUCAGCAAUGGAGUGGCCAGAAUCCAUGCACUUCUUCCCGAUGGAUGACUACGGUGGAUGGAGCUUCAGCUCCGAUCAUAUGCUUGAGCAUCAAACCGCUACCACCGAGUAUGAUCCAUGGAAAUGAUGGUCAACUGAACAGAUCAAAAAGGCACAUAUAUCAACAUGAACGAGAGGAUCAUGGAAGGAAAUAAAGAUACCUCUGGUCCACGGUUCGUGCUUCAAGCCGAGCACUGACUCGUGAUACACUGUGUUUCUAGGUCAUCGUUGAUUUUGUGCAUGUAAAUUAGCUUGACUGGGUGCAAUCAUGCUUGUAAUGUACGAUGUCAGACACGAGUAAGGAUUUGGAUGGUUUGA